UCCAAGUUCUGGGCCGUGAUAAUUGGCAUUGAUGCGUAUAAACCAUAUACGUUACGUGGCUGCGUAUCAGAUGCAUUAUUAGUUGAGAGAUAUUUGAAGGAGGACCUUGGCGUACCUCAAGAACGAAUCCAGCUACUUCUCGGCUCACAACACGCUUCAUCGGAAGAUCCAUCCUUCCCCUCCCGUGCCAAUAUCAUCAGCACGCUUCUAAGCCUCAUCGAUAACCCUCAAAUCGAAUUUAGUGACAAUAUCAUCAUCUACUUUUCUGGGCACGGCUCGAGUUAUUCCCCAAGCGACUAUUACUAUUCAGCUGGGGACUACGAGUUUCCUGGUUCAGUGGACGAAUCCAUCGAGGUCAUAUGCCCCAUCGAUCGAGAUACCGUCGACGCCAGCGGGUUACGAGUUCCCGACAUCAGCGACCGAGAGAUCAAUGCCAUCUUUCAGCAGAUCUCUCGCAGCAAGGGUCACCACAUCACGUUCAUCCUUGAUGCCUGC
Molecule: messenger RNA, 495 nt
Organism: Desarmillaria tabescens
Lineage: Eukaryota; Fungi; Basidiomycota; Agaricomycetes; Agaricales; Physalacriaceae
Exons: 1
Biological process (GO): proteolysis
Molecular function (GO): cysteine-type endopeptidase activity
Source: RefSeq, a predicted model, not a curated record